This is a messenger RNA of Salvia splendens (bonfire salvia), 4748 nucleotides long. RefSeq lists its product as uncharacterized. The transcript is spliced from 9 exons. The record is from RefSeq and is a predicted model, not a curated record. Lineage: Eukaryota; Viridiplantae; Streptophyta; Magnoliopsida; Lamiales; Lamiaceae. Gene Ontology annotation, cellular component: cytoplasm. Gene Ontology annotation, biological process: signal transduction; protein phosphorylation. Gene Ontology annotation, molecular function: protein binding; ATP binding; protein kinase activity. The coding region runs from base 835 to 4164 and encodes 1109 amino acids.
AACUAGAAACCGCCACGUGUCCACAAACCUGGCAACUUCACCAUCCCCAAACUCCAAAGCAUUCCUCUCUCUCUCUCUCCACAGGUCCUCUCUCUCGUCAUUUCAUCACCAAAAUCCAUCUAAUUUGAUCCCUUUUUCCCAUACACAUAUUUGCAUGAAUUAGGGAUUAUAAUUAUAUAUAUCGCCGGACAACUACUCCGCCACUCAGUCAGUUUUUUUUCGUUGUCCGUUUUUUUUUUGAGAGAGAGCGCACUAUUUUAUUAUUUUACAUUAUUAGUUUUUGAUCGAAGGAGGGUUACGAGAGAUCCACAAGGUUUGGGGGAUUUUCUGGGGUUUUCAUGAAUUUUGGGUUUUGAGAAAAAAAAUUCAGGGCUCCUGUGUUGUUGGAAUCCCCUGUUAUCAGGUAAUCUGAUGUUUGUGUAUUUUCGAUUUCAUGCGUAUCCGAAUCUGGAUUUGUUAGGUUUGAUUGGAAAGCUCAAUUAUUUGGCUGAAAAGUUUGUUAUGCUGGGAUGAAUCGGUGUGAAAGUGCGGAUUUUGGUUUUGCUUGUGGCUAUUGAAUUUUCAAAUGGUUUAAAUCUUUUCGCAACUCAUUUACUGUUAAAAUUUGGCCUUUUUUGAUAAAUUAUUGUUACAAACGAUCUGGAUGUUUAAUGCAUGAAUUGUGGACCUUAAACGAAGGCUUUAGGAUUGGGAUGAUUGGGAUUGGAAUUGGGAUUGGGAGCGAAGGAGUGUUUUGACACACACAUGGGUGAAUUCAAUGUGUAUAAUUGAAGAGGUGAAGAAUCUGAUCGAAGUAAAAUUUGAGACUAUCAACAAGUGCCAGCCUUCUCCUUGAUGGAUAGCCUUAAAAUGGCCUCGGCAAGCAUCCCGAGCGCUGAGGAAAGUCAGCGUGUUAAAUUCUUAUGUAGUUUCAGUGGUAGUAUACUGCCUCGCCCCCAAGAUGGGAAGCUUAGAUAUGUUGGAGGUGAGACACGGAUUGUGAGUGUUCCGCGUGAUAUAACUUAUGAAGACCUCAUGGGGAAGAUGAGAGAGCUCUACGAAGGUGUAACUGUUCUGAAAUACCAGCAGCCAGAUGAGGAUCUUGAUGCUCUUGUAUCUGUUGUAAACGAUGAUGAUGUCACUAAUAUGAUGGAGGAGUACGAUAAGUUGGGAUCCGCCGAUGGGUUUACUAAGCUGAGGAUAUUUUUGUUAGCUAAUCCUGAUCAAGAUGGUUCUUUGCAUUUUGGAGAUGGAGAUGAAAGGGACAACGAGAGGAGGUAUGUGGACGCGUUAAAUAGCCUUAAUGAGUCUCCUGACAGGAAGCCACUUGGUGAGUCGUUGCUAGUUGGAUCAUUAGAUGACGUCCAAGCUGCUGAGCAAUACUUUACCCAGAUGAAUCUAGAGGGCAGCGUCCACGGCCAGAGAAACAUGGAAUUGCCGAUGGCUCAGAUGAAUCUGCGGCAUCUGACAAUUCCUCAUCUAGGCUCAGGGCAACUCCAGCAAGCAGUUAAUCAAAGGUAUAAUGAAAUGGAGGCUCCAUGGAGUCCUGCGUACUACUCUCCUCGACAACCUGUAGAUCAGAGACCAGUUACUGAAAUUCCUACUUCACCUUCAUCAACUCGCUAUCGAACACCAUAUGGGGAAUUUGAUAGAGUACCUGAGGAUUAUAACCGACCUCCAAUCAGUAAUCAUUCUAUUUACGAGCAACAGCCACAAUAUGCAGACAAUGUGGUGCUGAUUCCACCUGGCUCUGUGGGCAAUAUGCUCCAAGGGUCCAAUGUCUAUGACGGAAACAGUGUUUGUGACCAUAGCCGGGUGCCAUUUCAAAGAAAUCAAAUUUAUCAUGAUUCUUCUUGGAAGCCUGGUGAGCAGGCGCAUCUAGAGCCACCAAAGGUGGGAAAUGGAUAUCUUCAGGUCCCUAAUUCUUGUUCUGAGUGCCCUCGACACCGAGACAUAUACAUGUUGAAUUCGGAUGGAAACCUGAACCCUCCAUACUACAGUAGGGAUCCUAAGGAUCCCCGAUCAAUGUAUUCUGAAACCCAUGGUCAUGAAAGAGGAUGGAUUUCACCGCAUCUGUCAAAUCCUUGGACUGAGGAACUGAGACCACAGCAAUCUUUAUCUGUGUCAGGAAGGUUAGCUGAUAGUUAUAUUGUGGACAAUGGGAUGAAUGUUCCACUCGGGCAUGGUAAUGUAUGUGAUGGACACCAUGUGCAAUCACACUACAUCCAUCAUGAUGAUCAACGCCAUGCUCGCCCUGGAGUUGACUAUGGCAGUCAAGGAUUUCCGGAUCCAUCAGCAGCAACUGGAUCACAACUUCAUUUGCAGUCUUCAGAGGAGCGUGGUGUUCGCUUCGGGAAUGCUCCCUAUACAUAUGGAGCUGAUAAUGUAUACCAGGUUCCUCAUGGCCAUAUUCCUUCACAACCUGUGUGGAGAAAUGUUCAUAGCCCAUUGCAGGGCAGUCCCGCCUAUGAAACACCUUCUGCUCAGCUAGUUAAUGGCUCUGUUCCCAUGGGCUUCAUUCGUGGUGCUAUGGAGGCAAUUCCCAGGGUGAGAACUGGUUUAGAGAAUCAGAGUCCCUGGGUGGAGUCAUCGCAGAAAGUUGUGGGCUAUGAUGGUUCUCCCAUGUCAGACAUUCCUCAUGUCCGGCCUGUGAAAUUUCCUCCUAACGCCUACACUUUGGAGAAUCACCGUCCAUCUAAUAUGGAACCUGUCCAAUCAGCACCUGCGUUGGCUACACUAGUCACUUCUAAAGAUCCAUUUACAAAGUCUGAUCCGGUCUUACUAGUUGAUGAUGCAUCAGUGACUAUGAAAGUUUCUGCUUCUGGGAUAGAUCUCUGGAGUGGCUGUGAAACUAAUAAACCAGCUGUCACUAAUGAGAAUGGUGCAUAUGAUGGGAGCAAAGAGAAAACUAAUGGAGCAAUGGCCAAAGAUUCUUGUGUUCGUGCAUCCAUUGAGAGGAAGUCAGAUGCUUUAGCAUCAUCCGCUGUCAUAAGUUCUGAUGUUCCGAAAUUUGCUAUUGAAAAUGGUGAUGCUAUAAAUGGCGAUGAAACUAAAGCUGGUGCUCCCGAGCAGCAAGAUGACAGAUUAGAAUUCUUGCCCGAGUUGAUUGCAUCUAUGAAGGAGGCAGCUUUACAGAGUUUGAAGGAGGUGAAAGCUAAAGUUCAAGAAGACUCUGAUUUGGGCAGUGCGCAUGAUGUUGAUACAAAGGAUGAUACUCAAAGCCACAAAGAUGGAGUGGAUGGCAACAUGGAGUUGGAGGUAGAUUCUGAAAAUGACAAUUUAGACCACUCCAAGAUAGAGUUGACAAAAGCUGAGGCAGAAGCACUUGAUCGAGGAUUGCAGACAAUAAGAAAUGAAGAUCUGGAGGAAAUUCGGGAAUUAGGUUCUGGAACUUAUGGUGCUGUAUAUCAUGGGAAGUGGAAAGGAUCAGAUGUAGCUAUAAAAAGAAUAAAAGCCAGCUGCUUUACUGGAAGACCAUCUGAAAGGGAACGUCUGAUUGCUGAUUUCUGGAAGGAAGCUCUGAUACUAAGUUCAUUGCACCAUCCAAAUGUUGUAUCUUUCUAUGGGGUGGUUCGUGAUGGCCCUGAUGGAUCUUUAGCAACUGUAACAGAGUUCAUGGUUAAUGGAUCUUUGAAACAAUUUCUUCAAAAAAAGGACAGAACAAUUGAUAGACGGAAGAGACUCAUAAUUGCAAUGGAUGCUGCAUUUGGCAUGGAGUACUUGCACGGAAAAAAUAUUGUUCAUUUUGACCUCAAAUGUGAAAAUCUGUUGGUGAACAUGAGAGACCCACAUCGUCCAGUGUGCAAGAUUGGCGACCUGGGCUUAUCAAAGGUAAAACAGCAUACUUUAGUGUCGGGAGGUGUUCGUGGUACAUUACCGUGGAUGGCACCUGAACUUUUGAGUGGAAAGAGUCACAUGGUGACAGAAAAGAUUGAUGUUUACUCAUUCGGGAUUGUCAUGUGGGAACUACUUACGGGUGAUGAGCCAUAUAAGGAUAUGCACUGUGCUUCUAUAAUCGGUGGGAUUGUGAACAACACGUUGCGCCCACAAACGCCUACAUGGUGUGACCCGGAAUGGAAGUUGUUGAUGGAAGCUUGCUGGGGUUCAGAACCGGCGGAGAGGCCAUCAUUCUCAGAAAUAGCUCAGAAGUUGAGAAAUAUGGCUGCAGCAAUGAAUCUGAAAUGAUGCUUUCACUGAAGAGAAUUUGUAGACUUUUUGUGGGAGUACAAAGGUGUAGAGAGAAGCGUAUACCUCUUAAAAAUAAUCCAUAUUAUAUUACCCUCUUCGUCCAUGAAAUGCAAUAAUAUUAGUCUUUUGCUUGAUGGAGCGCAAUAAACACGCCUUCAGACAUUGCAGCUGGCUGAUACUGUGUUGGAAGAUGGUUGGGUGUGGAUGAUGCUUCUCCUCUUCUUCUACCAGAGAUGUGUAAAUAUAUUUAAGCAAUAUGGAGUUUCACGUUCCCGUUUAAUCCUCAUCGUAUCGUGUAAAUUUCCACAUUAGUGUAAAUUCAACACCCGAUUAUCGUCUUUGGUGCUCAUCUUCUCGAAAGUUUUGGUACGUAGAAGUUGGCAUGUUGCCAGAGAGUGAUUUGUUGGUUAAUAAAUUUUGUAGGAAGCCUUCUGGUGGCUUAGGAGAUAUACUAUUCUCUUUUGCAAAUAGGAUUAGGAAUGUUAUGUGAAGGCUAUUUAUAUUCCAUUACAUUUCUGGAUAUCAUAUGUCAAGACUCUGUUUUUCGAUUAAAAUUGAAUGAGGAAUGAUUUAUUUUCCUA